Pleurotus ostreatus (oyster mushroom) is the source of this 747-nucleotide messenger RNA. RefSeq lists its product as uncharacterized. Bases 1 to 747 code for a protein of 248 amino acids. Gene Ontology annotation, cellular component: fungal-type vacuole membrane; Vps55/Vps68 complex. Lineage: Eukaryota; Fungi; Basidiomycota; Agaricomycetes; Agaricales; Pleurotaceae. The record is from RefSeq and is a predicted model, not a curated record. The transcript has 3 exons. Gene Ontology annotation, biological process: late endosome to vacuole transport via multivesicular body sorting pathway; protein targeting to vacuole.
AUGCAAACCUCUAGCUCGCCUCGUACGCCAACGACCCCCAUAGAAAUUCAUGUUGAGAUUGAGGUACGACGAGACGCGGAUGAUGAACCGGCGGACCACCAGCGCCCCGACAUUUCCCACGGACCUCAAUUUGGUCGCCAGUCGCCAACACCACCAUCCCUUCCUCCACAACUUCCACUGAUAUCUACCAAUUCAUCAAUCAUGUCGUUGCCCCGGUCGAGCUACGACCCUAGACGGGUUUGCCUCAAUCCAUUCCCUGAAUUUACCCUUGGGAAGCAUAGGCGAACGAUUGGAGUGUAUAUUGCCGGCGCUCUGUUUGCGUUGGCGAACUGGACUUUCUUGGACGCCGCUAUACUCUCUGCGCAUGCAAAGAAACCUUUGGAUCCUCCCCCACCUGUUCACGUCACUUUCGUUGAUUGGGUUCCCGGAAUAUGUUCUUUACUCGGAUUUUUCGUUAUAGUCCUCAUCGACAAGGAUCGUGUUAGGGGUGAAGAAGGGUUCGGGGACUCGAGGGCUGUCUGGAGGGCGAGGCUGUUCUUGUUCAUCGGGUUUGCGUUGAUGGCUGGCGGGCUGGCUGGGAGCAUUACUGUGUUGAUUCUCAAGUACAUUCUGGAGGACUACUCGGAGCAGUUCACCUACUAUGGCUACGCAAAUGUCUCCCAGAACGUUGCCCUUAUGCUCUCCGCAGUCGUGCUGUGGAUUGCGACAAGUAGCGCUAGCGAGUACGAGUAUAACCUAACCCUCUGA